AUGUUGUUCUUGAAUCAUACAUCCAUCUCGAGUUUAUGCAAAACCAAUCGGAACGCUUUAUUCACUUGCAUAAUCAUUUGUUUUGUACAAUGGUGUUACCUCUCAAAUCAAUAUGUUUUAUCGGAAGGAGAAACAAAAUUUUCGAAAUUGAUUCCAGAGGAGCCUUCCUCAUCAAACAACAAUUUAUUUGUUAAAUAUUAUAAUAAUUUAGUGAAUUUACAAAAUCAAAUUGAAAUUUUACAAACGACCAUCCCAACCGUUAGACAAGCUUGCUACAUAACGCUUCCUUCCAAUCCUGAUAUGAUUAUUGAUGUUUUACAAGCAGCAUCUCCGGUUGGUUAUUAUUUGGUACAACCUUCCAGUGAUUCAACAUCUGUUACAACAACGCAAAGAUCCGUUAAAAACAUUCAAGACAGCUACAGCACCGAAUAUUAUUUGGUGCAAAUAUGUAACCCAGUUACAAAUGUAUCAUCAAUGUGUGGAAAUGAUUUAAUUUACCAAUUUAAAGCUGUAGCAUAUCUGGUGGAUGGAUCAUCUUGCAAACCGUUGAGCAACACUGGAGGUCCAACUGUGAAAUUACUUCAAAAUUCGACUCACACACUUGGAAUAUCUUUGGUGUACACGCCAUUUGGUGUGAACAACUUUCUGAGCGGCACUAAUAUUGAUUUAUAUUGCAACCGAUAUGCCUCUGUAAAUACCACACAGGAACAAUUGGUAUUCAAAAAGAAAAUAACUAAUGUUCUAACCACUACAUAUUAUUUUGAAAUGUAUACGCAAUAUGCAUGUCCAUUCAAUGGUACCGCUCCAGAAACCCAUCAGGAUUAG
Naegleria lovaniensis is the source of this 825-nucleotide messenger RNA. RefSeq lists its product as uncharacterized. Bases 1 to 825 code for a protein of 274 amino acids. NCBI's taxonomy places the organism in Eukaryota, Heterolobosea, Eutetramitea, Acrasida, Naegleriidae. The record is from RefSeq and is a predicted model, not a curated record. The transcript has a single exon.